AUGGGACCAAGUUCAGUUUUGACAGAGGCUGAAGAAAAUUUAUUGUUUAGCUGGAUCCAUGCCAACGCUAAAAAAGGCUUUCCAAUAAAGCGAAGGACGCUGUAUGAAACUGUGAGUGACAUUGUUUUGGCAGAUGGAAGACCUACACCAUUCAAAGAUGGAAGGCCUGGUGAAAAAUGGUUUAAGUCAUUCAUGAGACGUCACCCUGAUGUAUCAGAACGGCAUGCUGAGAGCAUAAAUACUGCCAGAGCAGCUGUUACUGAGGAAAAUAUCAGGCAGUGGUUCAAUGAACUUCAUCAGCAUCUUCAGCAGGGUAAUAAUUUGGACAUUUUAAACGAACCAAAAAGAAUUUAUAAUGCAGAUGAAACAGGAUUUGAAACAUGUCCUAAAACUGGGAAAGUUCUGGGUCCAAUUUCUUUUGACAAUCUGUAUGAAGUCAAAAGUGGCAAUGAAAAGGAGGCCAUUACUGUAAUGGCAAAUUUCAAUGCUGCUGGAGACACUGUACCCCCAAUGGUCGUAUUUCCACUUCAGAAAAUUUCAAGGGACAUAUCCGAGAAUUUGAACAGUGAAUGGGGCAUUGGGCGGUCAAAAAAAGGCUGGAUGACAGGAGCCCUCUACUUUGAAUACAUUGCCAACAUUUUCCUUCCAUGGCUGAAGAAAGAGAGAGUCAAAUUUCCUGUUAUUUUAUUGGUAGAUGGGCACAAAUCUCAUACAUCAUAUAAAGUUGCUAAGUUUUGUGCCGACAAUGGGAUAAUACAAUUUGCAUUGUAUCCAAAUGCGACUCAUGUGCUUCAACCAGCUGAUGUGGCAAUAUUUCGUCCCCUGAAAUCUGGAUGGAGAGAUGCUGUAUAUAAUUGGAAACACAAAACUGGGAACAAAGUUGUAACAAAAACUGUAUUUGGCCCAUUGCUUGAGACCGUUUUCAAUUAA
Schistocerca cancellata (South American locust) is the source of this 930-nucleotide messenger RNA. RefSeq lists its product as uncharacterized. NCBI's taxonomy places the organism in Eukaryota, Metazoa, Arthropoda, Insecta, Orthoptera, Acrididae. The transcript has a single exon. The coding region runs from base 1 to 930 and encodes 309 amino acids. Gene Ontology annotation, cellular component: nucleus. Gene Ontology annotation, molecular function: DNA binding. The record is from RefSeq and is a predicted model, not a curated record.